AAGUAGUUUCACAGAAACAAUUCAAUUGCAAUUCUUGCAAAGUUAUGGCGGAGAUAUAUUCGUCUGAUAUUUUACGCAUUGUAAUAGCAGAAAUAGCCCAAACUAUUGGGUACAGCAAUACUCAAAAUGCUUCUUUGGAGUUAUUAGAAGAUAUAUUAUUACGGUUUGUGAAAGAACUGUCUCGUGAUCUACACAGUCAAGUUGAACAUGCAAAUCGUAUUGAACCAAGUAUUAAGGACGUUCAGCUGUGCUUUGGCAAUCUUGCAAUCGACAUUCACGAAUUACUCGAUUAUGUGGGAAAUGUUGAGCCAGUGCCAUUCGUUAGAGAAGUUCCCGAAUAUCCAGUAAAGAGAAACUCAAAUAUGAAUUUUCUUAAACCUGGUAGCGCAGAGACUCUGACACGACCAGUUCACAUAUUUGAAUAUCUUCCUGCCGUGCUGCCCUCUUCGGGACGAAUUUCAGCAUCCUCUUCCGCAUGCCAUAAUCCGUCUGAAAUCGAUCAUUUAUCCCUCAAUUAUCAGCAAAAAUGUGCAGAUAAUUUGUUAUCAGCGGAAGGAGAGCAAGGCGCUCCGAACAUGCAUAAAUGGUGCAGGCAAAUGGAAUCAUCCAUAUCAUUAAAACAACCAACCGUAGAUAACACUGAUAGCAUUGAUGGUCAUGCAGUGCGGACAAUCAACAGCGUUGUAAUGACAACUGGAGGUUUUAUUUCACCGGCCAUCGAAGGAAAGAUGCCAGAAGCCUUUAUUCCUCCUAUUAUUGAAAAAUUAAAAGGCUUAGACGCUCCGCCUAUUUUGCCGCCCCUUGUUAUUCUAGAUACUAAAAAUUCUAUUACAUUAGAAAUUGGGCUUAACGAAAAGAAUCAAGCAGCAAAAGACAAUGCUGUUGUGGAACGCAAACCCCUAACUGAAGACAUAUUUCUUUUACAUGAAAUUUCGACAGUUAAAAAAACUGAAAGCAAAAAUCUGGAUGAAGAAGCUAUUGGUUCAGUACAAGGCAAUCAAUCCAAACCCACAAAGAGCCAAAAGAAACAUUUAUUUGGUGCGGAAUUAAAUAAUAGUAAAGCACAAGAAAAAGCCCAUCGUAAAGCAUUAAAAAUAUAUCAAAGAUUAUCGAAAUCUCAGGUUGAAGAUGAGGCUGGACUUAAAAAAUCUUUGAAGCAUUUAAAUCGCGCAGGGAUGUUGUCGACAUUAUCAUCAGACACCAGGACAACGGCAGCGGACCGAACUUAUGUAGAAAAAAUCUUAAAGAAGCAAACAAAGCGACAUAAACAACUAAAAAGCCAGAAACAACAGCAACAUAUACAAUUUAUGUCUAAGCAGCUCUCAUUAGCAACUAAUGAUGAAUUUUCCAAUGCCAGACUCAAUCAUCCAGUGGUGAUGGCAGCUUCUAUGCCUUCUCAAUCCAUACCAAUGCUAUCCAUUGAAUCAUCAACGGUUGGGAAUAUGUUUGGCAGUUCGACUGUGGAACCAUUAAGCGCCGAUAUAUUGUCAUCAGAUGUUGGUCAAAGUCAACAGAUGCACUCACCGAAUGAUUUACUCUCCGAUGAUGUCAAACUUGGCAACGAACCAGACCGCAAUAAAUUAAAUAUUUUUAAAAAAUUAUCAAAGUCAAAGCCAACGAAGUCUCUCUCACCAAGUGCAUUACACACAAUGGCAUCGCAUUUAUUAAGUGAUACAGGCAAUGGCUCAUCAACCAUAAAUUUGCCGUCUGGAACAACUAUAACCCCAGAACCGGCUUUGAAUUUCACCGAAAAUUAUGUGACAUCAAAUUUAACAUCAACAACAACACUGAAGGAGCAAACAAUUACAACUCAAUCUGUGUUGACAUCUAGUCUAACUGAACUUACUAUACCUAAAAAACGUGGACGUAAGCCAGGUGUAAAGAAUAUUUCUGCACGGUCAAAAAUUCCCAAUGAGCAUGUUUUAGCCAAAAAAAUCAGGUCUAGCAAAUUGAAUGCUACUACCACAGUAUCAUAUCCACCAGCGAAUUCAUCCAUAAACACAGCUCAUCUAUCAAUACAAACGGAAUCGACAAAUUCGAUUCCAUCACAACACCCUGAAAAAUUAUCAAAUAUAUUGCCACACAAUUUAGAUAAAGUAAUUGGCGAAGAAGAUCGGGAACAAUCAAUUACCUUUUUACCUAUUAGCAAUGAGACUGCUAAAAAUAUGAAAUUAAAAAAAAUUAAAGAAAAGCAAGAGAAAAAAAAGCGAAAGACCAAAUAUAAUCAUCUAGUACCUAGUGAAAAUUCAAUUCAAAAUAAUAGUGAACUUGAAGGAAAUAAGAAGUUUCCUUUUAUGGAUGUUGAUAUAAAAAACACACAAACACUUUCGAUUACUAAGGAGUCUGUUGAAUUUAAUCAAAUUCCAUCAUCAAAGUCACCUACAAAUGCGAAUGCAAUUAAACAUUUCUCAUCGAAUUUGUUGUCACCAGCAAGUAGUGUUCAUGGCUAUAUGACCGGUAUAGGCACGUUGCCUAUUCUAUCUUUUCCACCUCGGCCGGGUCUUAUACCUUCCGGAAUCUUUUCACCCACAAGUCUCGCAAAUUUGAACAAAAAUAACAAAAUAUCGCAUUCAUUCAUGACCUUACCGGACACAAUAAGCAGGUCAUCAUCAGCAAUUGGAUACGGAUCAUCAUUACAUGAAACAACGUCAGAAAAAAAAUCAACCGAAAUAUCCAUGCUUCCGCUGAGUGAUUCGCAUACGGAGCGCAGCUAUUGCAAUGUGGCUCCUUUAGUGCCAGAAUCAAUGAAAAUGACAGUUUUAUCUAGUGAUGGACAUAAACUCAAAUCGGCGAAUGCUUCAAUAGAGGGGGAAGGUAUGGAAAUCAAAUCUGGAAAAAACGUCCAGGGUUUAUCAAAAAGUGCGCACUUUAAUCAACGCCUUGGAAUUCGAUCAAAGGGCCAGCAUGAUAAGCUAUUGAUUAACAAAUUGGAGAAAUCAAAAACAACAAAAGUUGGCACUGGCAAACUUGGAGAUCCUAUAGAAGUUUCCGAUGAUUCAAAUGAUAAUGAUGAAUCCAAUAUCCAACAAAAAACGGACAAAAUCAAUAGUGAUGGAUUUUUACACAGUUCAAAAAAAUUUGAUAUCUCACAUCCACACUCAGUAAUCUCAAACCCCUCUUCUAUUGCCGCCGACUUUAACCAAUUUAAAAAAUUGGCCACAAUUAAAGUAAAUCCACUUGAAUGUUCGAGUCCAUUGUCUGUCAUACCGCAAUCCUCAUCAUCAGCUUUCAAUAUUAAUUUUAUGGGCAAUGACAAGUUUAGCUUGGCCGGCGGUGCAGAUCUGAUACCAUUAUCAUGUGUCGAUAGCGGCUUGGCAUACUCCUCAAGAACUGUACCAGUUACUAGUCUAACGGCAGGUGCUACAUCUGAGUCAUCCGUACAAACUCAUGGUCUGUCUUCUGAACAUAGCUUUGUAUGUAAUAUGGUUAAUUCCAUUAAUUAUGAUGAUAUAACGAUAACUCCAACAAACAAUUUAAACAACAGUUUAAGUGAUUUGAAGCUCCACAAACUGCACAAGAAACCAAAGAAAACGAAGGAGGGUAAGAGCAAAAAAAAGAAAGACAAAAAGGAUAAAACUAAGAGUAAAGAUAAAGGUGAUGACAAGAGUAUGUCAAUGGUUGAGAAACCUAAAAGUGUGGAUAAGAAACAAAAAAAGGACAAGAAAAAAGAUAAAUUGUUUGAUAUUUGUAAAUUUGUUACUCAAGCUGGAAGAUGUGGAGAAGCAAUUUCUUAUCAGGAUUCUAGUCUAAAGUCCAAACGAAUGUUUUUAUGCAACUAUCGAAGGAUAAUCUAGACUGCAGUAACAAAGAAACUCCGUUAAAUUCUGGUCUUUUUUGUCGGAUCCGUUGAAGUCGCCGAUUCAGGGACAAUUCCCCAAACAACCAUCCAAGAAGUAGCGACACUAACACAUCAUUUGCCCUUACCCAAGUUAGAUUUGUCACCCAACCAGGUGCCAAAGCUUACACUUAAGCUAGGUGGAAAAUCAAAUCCAACUUCUCCCAAUCAAUUUGAUGACGUUCAGCAAGAUUCACAAAUAUCAAUGAUACCGACGCAUCCAAUUGCUUUGACUCUAAUUCCAACGAAGACUACAAAAAAAGGAGCAUUCGCCAGAAUUGGCACGGUUUUCGCCACUUGUCACUGGACCGCCGAAACCCAAGCAAUGUGAAACACAAGCUGUAGUUUCGACUACGGCGCCUCCGCCUGUGUCUGGUUUUCUUUCAUCGGAUGUUAUGCUGGAAAAUACAAAUAUGAUAUCAAAUGAUCCGGCUCAAAGCAACUGGUUGAUAACAGCAGCAGAUACGAGCGCUUCUCCAAACUGUUCGGCAACACUAUCAGCAAGUUCUGUCUUAUUGCCUCAGCAAUUGCUGCAAGCUGUACCAAA
Drosophila nasuta is the source of this 4382-nucleotide messenger RNA. RefSeq names its product TBP-associated factor 3 (gene Taf3). The record is from RefSeq and is a predicted model, not a curated record. Gene Ontology annotation, cellular component: transcription factor TFIID complex. Gene Ontology annotation, biological process: positive regulation of transcription by RNA polymerase II. The coding region runs from base 45 to 3794 and encodes 1249 amino acids. NCBI's taxonomy places the organism in Eukaryota, Metazoa, Arthropoda, Insecta, Diptera, Drosophilidae. Gene Ontology annotation, molecular function: transcription factor binding; protein heterodimerization activity; p53 binding. The transcript has 7 exons.